Messenger RNA from Schistocerca nitens (vagrant locust), 589 nucleotides. Its product is annotated as U-reduvitoxin-Pr21-like. Gene Ontology annotation, molecular function: peptidase inhibitor activity; protein binding. Lineage: Eukaryota; Metazoa; Arthropoda; Insecta; Orthoptera; Acrididae. The record is from RefSeq and is a predicted model, not a curated record. The transcript has 6 exons. The coding region runs from base 8 to 589 and encodes 193 amino acids.
UCCAGACAUGAAGCUCUCAGCAAGCGUCCUUCUGCUGAUCGUCGCGGCGGGUUUGGCCCACGCCGAGGAAGUUUGUUCUGCUGGUGAGCAGAAGAAGGAGGACUGUAACACAUGCGUUUGUGCUAACGGCGUUUGGGCGUGCACGAAGAAGGCUUGCCCACAGGUGGAGGACGAAGUGGAGAAGUGCACGCCUGGGACGACCUUCAAGCGGGACUGCAACACGUGUACCUGCGGCCCUGAUGGCAAGCCGGCCGCCUGCACCCUCAUCGCUUGUCUUCCAAGGACGCGCAGAGAUGUGGAGAAGUGCACGCCUGGGACGACCUUCAAGCAGGACUGCAACACGUGUACCUGCGGCCCUGAUGGCAAGCCGGCCGCCUGCACCCUCAAAGCCUGUCUUCCAAGGACGCGCAGAGAUGUGGAGAAGUGCACGCCUGGGACGACCUUCAAGCAGGACUGCAACACGUGUACCUGCGGCCCUGAUGGCAAGCCGGCCGCCUGCACCCUCAAAGCCUGUCUUCAAAGGACGCGCAGAGGUUAUAUGCGAUUGAAACGAGAAAAUUCUCCAUCGCUUGGUACACUGAUGUUGUAA